Molecule: messenger RNA, 11645 nt
Organism: Schistosoma guineensis
Lineage: Eukaryota; Metazoa; Platyhelminthes; Trematoda; Strigeidida; Schistosomatidae
Source: the annotation of a GenBank genome assembly
GGGAAAUAGUAUCUAUGGCCUUUAAAUCAAAUUAACAUCUUCUAUAAAUCCAAUUUAUGCACUCUAUUAUAUUAUGACUUAUAAUCCUAUACAUAUUCAUCUUACAUAGCAACUUAUUCAAAAUAGAUUAGAGUUGUUAUGACUUUAACAACUUUAUUAGCUGGAUAUAAAAUUCAUAGUUUAAAUUUUCAGCCUAAUAAAGAUAUAAUAUCAUAUGUAACAAUUUUAUUGUUACUAUGCUGUCAUGCAAAUACUGAUAACCCUAUAAAUACAACUAAUAAUGAACAUCAAGAAAAGACUUUAUUGAACUUAACAUUAUUAUUUAAUGAUAGUGAUCAAUUAAAUAAUAAAAAGUUUAAUGAUUGUUCAAUUUCUUUAACAGAAUUUAUUAUUUAUUUUUAUAUUCAACCUAUAAUUUGUUUUAUUGGAUUUAUAUUGAAUAUAUUGAAUGUGAUUAUAUUUUGUAGACCACAAUUUUCAGGAGCUGCUUAUGCUUAUAUGAUUGCAAUGUCAUUAGCUGAUGCAAUUACAUUAAUUAGUUAUAUGCCAUCUGGUUUGGUUAGGUGCGGCAAAUACUUCGUUUAUUGUCAGCAUCCAGAGUUCAGAAGAUUUCGUAUUUAUCUACUCUACUAUAAUGCAUAUAUUCUCUUUCCAAUCGGAAAUAUUUCAGAGACAGCAAGUGUAUGGUUUACUCUAGUUCUAUCUGUAGAACGUUACUUAACUAUGAGCCAAAUAGGUUCAGUAUAUCAAAAUAAACUCAGGAUGCAAUCACCUAACACAUUACCUUCAAAACAAAAAAGUGAAAUAUUGUAUAACACAAACCAUUCAACUUAUACCACAGAAUAUCAAGAAACUUUUAAUGAAGAUAAAAAAUUGCCAAAAAAGGAUUCAACUGAAACAGUAGAAAAUGUAGUGGAACAGCAACACCAUCGUGAACAACAAACAACGGUGGGUAAUUUCAAAUGGUAUGAAAAGAUCUCGAACUGUUGUAAUUUAUCAGUAUUAAAACAACAUAUCAGAAAUAGUUUGACCAAUACUCCAACACCAAAGUCUUUAUGUAUCUUACAUAAAUUACACCAUUCACAUUUAGAUAAAUCAAUAGGACGUUGUAGUUUGAAUAAAUGCAUACAACUGUAUGCUUGCCGAAAUUGUAACUUCAAACAUUCACUAGUUUUUAUAACAUUUUUCAGUAUACUACUUAAUUUGCCACUAUUCUUUGUUCAAAAAGUUGUCAGGAAAAAUAAUCCUAUAAAAAAAUCAGCAAUUAAACAAAUGGAAAACAAUAAAACAAGUGAGUGGCUACAUACUAUAUCAAACCACUUCAAUAAUUUAACUUCAGCUGAUAAUCAAUACAAUCAGGGUCAAAUACAAGUUUUCACUGGUCUUACAGAAUUUGGCAAUUCAGACUUUUAUAAAAUUUUCUCAUGGACACGUAUUAUGUUAAUACAAGUUUUACCGUUAUUAUUCCUAUGCUUCGUCAAUUUUUGUUUAUUACGUUUCAUACAUAUAGCAAAUAAACGUCGUCAAAAGUACUUAUUACCAGAUUUGUCUAAUAAAAAAACCGGCCGUUUUAAAUUACAUAAAGCAAAUUUGCGCAGUACAAAAGUUAAUAAAGCUUCAAGCGCCAAAUGGCAAGCGGCACAGCGUAAAUUAACCAUUUUAUUAAUUGUUAUUAUUUGUUUAUUCAUAGCCGGACAAAUACCACAAGCAUUUGCGUAUAUUACUAUAUUUGAAGCAUUUAAUAGACAUUUUGGUAAUGUAUGCAAACGAUGGAGAUGUUGUCCUCCAUAUUUGAUUUAUCGUUCAAUAGCGCAUAUGUUGGGCUUAUUUACUUACUCUACUAAUUUUUUUGUUUAUCUUACAUUGAAUAAACAUUUCAAACAACAAUUAAACAUUUGGUUCUUAUUAAUAUGCCCUAUUAGUAAACAAUUUCGGAAAAAGUGUUUAUUAAAACAAAACAAAUCAAUAAAUCAUUCUUAUGAUCAGUCAAAAUCUAAAUUAUCAUUCACAAAUCAACAUAAAUCAAUAUCUCUACCUCAUAAUAAUCUUUAUUAUCGUAUGUGUAAAAGAAGACGUUCAUCUACGCUAUUUUGUAAUCCUACAAAACGACUAAUAUCAAUUGAUAAUACAGAUUUAUCUUCUGAAGCUGUUUCAGCUCCAGUUGAUUUAUGCACUAGUUCAAAAUGGAAAAAUAAAGAUUUUCUACAAUUAAAUGAAAUGAAAAAAGAUCUAUUAUCAACAACUAUUCAUCAUUCCCCUCAAUGUAUAAAUAAAAUCAAUUCAAUUAUUAAAUCAGAAAAUACUAUUGAUUAUAUCAAAAUGAAUUAUUCCUCAGUACCUGCUAUUAAUGACGUAUCAAACUAUUUAGUCAUAUCAAAUCCUGUCAAUACAGAUAAUAAUCUGCUUUAUAAACCUAUAGAAACUCAAUUUCAACAAUCCUCUUUAAUCACUAAAAAUAAUGACCUAUCAAUUAAUUCUAUACAACCAACAAAUUGUCAAACAGAAAUAAAAUAUGAUUUAAAUAAUCCAUCAUAUAUUUACAAAACUUUUCGUGCUUAUUAUUCACAUGAUUCAGUGGUAAAAAAUUGGAUAUUUCAGUUAACUAAUAAUAAUAAUAAUAAUAGUAAUAAUAAUCAGAAUUCUCAAAAUACUAAACAAAUUACAACAUCACAAUCACAUUCAAUUUAUUCAAAUCAAUUAAUAACAAAUAAAGAUAAUUUAAACAAUGAUUUACAACAUGAGCAAUAUGUUCAGAAUUAUGAUAAGUGUAAAGAAGAUAUGAUUAAUAAUGCAAAACAAAAUAUUAUACAUUGUGUAAAUCUUAAUAUGUUGCGCAAUAGUAAUAAUAAUAAUAAAGAUUAUUAUAAUAAAAGUAAUGAUAAUAUUAGUAAUAGUACUAAUAGUAGUACUAGUAAGAACAGUAAUAGUGCGAUAACAAAUUCAAAAACUUGUACUCAUUCAAUAAUUGAUUAUGAUUCACAUGGUGUUGGUUUGACAUUUUCACAUGUUUAUUGUCCACUUAUAUAUAGAGAGAGUGAUUUUGAUGUGAUUUCAGUUGAUGAAAGCAAUGCACAAGAUGAACCAGAGCCAAAUUCAUUUUUAUAAAGUUAAGUAUAUGUUUUAUGAAAUAACAUAUGAACAUUUGUUUAUAAUAAAAGAAUUAAUAUUUUCGUUCUUAAUGUUAUAUCUAAUAUAAGAAGACUAGGAUCUAUGUAUCGUUGAAGCAUACUAGCACAUAAAUAAACAACAUAGUAUAUAUCUAACAUUAUUCUGAGAUAUAAAUACUUGCUAUAGUUUCAAUGUUGUUUCUUCAUUUAUAGUUUUACCAUGGUCAUCAUCAUCGUAUGAGUAGAUUUCUUCCUGAUACAUCGGUGUAUUUUAUAAUAGAUAUAAAUAUUUCUAUACAUAAACAUUUCACCGUGAAUGAUAUUUAUGGUAUAAUAUACCUGUUGCAGUAUAUAAAAUUAAUGUACAGCAAAAUCAUUUUUAUUGAACAAGCUAUAAGGUCAUUCCUACUUACAGAAAGAAAAAAGAAGUUAUUGACAAAUAUUUUUCUAGAAAAAAUAUAUAUAUGUAUUUUUAUGUUGCCCGUAGUCUGAUCUUACUUUAUAAACUUGCUGUACGGGUGCAACUUUUUUGUAGUACACUAUUAGGUAGAGCCUUAUUACAUUUUCUAAACUAUUCAUAAUGCUGUAAAGUAUAUAUAUAUUUCAAUAGUACCUGAAUUAUUCAUUAGGUUACAAGAUUCAAAUAAAACUUAUUGCAAUAAACGAAUUUUCCAUUUGUUAAAAGGCAGAUUUUGUGGAGUUUAACCUUGAAAUAAAGACUAACUACGCUAUACAGUGCAGAUCUAAACAUUAUUAACUUUAUUUAAUACUUAAUCAUUAGAGAGGCUUCCAUUCUAUUAUAUUGAUUGAGUGACUUCAUAUAUACAUUAGAGCUAUAUAAAGAGGUCAUCCAAUUGUUGUGGAUACGGAGGAAUAGACCAAUAAUUAUCAUGUUAAGUCCAAUGGUGUCCUUGGACUUUAAAUGGAUAUUUCCUAUUGGUCGAUAUCUGUUCACUUGUUGAAUAUUGUACAAAAUGUUGUUUUCUAUUUUAUGGUGUGAUGUGGUAUGUUUGAUUGGUAUAUAAACAAAGUAUGUUUGAAAUAUAAUGAUUCAUAUCUCUGAGGCUGUGACUCGUGUUCUGGACUCAACUGACUGGGCUAGACAGGGAAGCCGUCCGUACGUGUUUACGUGUCAGUGUAAUCGAUCGAUAAGAUAAAAAUCGACAGCAACCUAAAGUCAUAACACCAAUCAUCAGAAAUAUUGCUAUGAUCAAUGCACCAAGCUUGUAUUUUGCAACAAGAACAGCUAUUCGAGGAUAAAUUUCGUUUCUAUAUAUAACUUAAUAGCUUGUAAAAAUACGAUCGUACAAACCAUUUUAAACGCUAAAUGAAAAUAUGCCUUCACAUAUUUUAUCUAAACACACAAGAAGCAGAUGACUGAUAUGUAGAUUUUUAACUGUAAAUAAAAACUGAGUGUUUGUCAAUAAUGUUGCCAUUUCCUAAAUAAUUCUUCAAUGUCACUUACACUUCCACGUUAAAACUUAAAAAUAUUGCUUCUACCACUGAAAGCUUCGAUAGUUUUAAACUAAAUAACAUCCAUGGGUUAUAUUUCGGCACUAUAAGACUGGCUGUGCAGCAUUUCAUAUUAACAAACAGUUUGGUUAUACAUUCAUGGGUCAAGUGAUUACUAACCUACAGAAACAAUCCUUUGUUCAAAUAAGAAUUCAUCAUAAAAACCCUGAAUCUUUGUGCGAUACAAAAAAAGUAACGCAGGAGAGAAACACAGCAAAUUGAAUAUUAGGUAAAAUGGCCUUCCGGAGGAUAAUUCAAAUAGCAGAUAUUAAACGGAAAGAAGUAAUUAAGAUUCAGGUAUCAACAAAACAAAAGAGCAAUAGUAACCAUUUUCGAAAUAGUAACCAACAAUAUUGAGUGUUCAAUAUUCCAAACACCAGUAACUCAUUUGAAAAUGAGUUCUGAGAUUUUUCAUAAUGCGUUUUAAAAGGUGAGCAAAAACAUAUAAACAGAGGCUUCUCACCAACAAACAUGACAACACAUUUACUCAAAAACUGACAAAUUUUAGAAUACAAAGACGCAUCACACGAACAAAAAAACAGCGGUAAAUCAUGAAAGAAAAAAAUAACAACUAAAGUUGAAGCAAUCCAAUGUUCAAACUAAUGACCACGAAUAUUGUAUGCGUGGUGACAUCCAACCACAUUUCUAAAUCUAACAAAACUGUUCGCAACCAGUACAUGACUACACAAUCCGGAUAUGUGAGUCAAGCUUACACUUACCAAACCAAAGAUAUCACAUAGAACACAAACAAUGGAAACCCUAGUAGCCGAGAAACAAUUUUGCGCAGUCUACUAUUUCAUACUUAGGCGACUGGUGCUGCAACUGCGUAAUAGAAACAUUAACGACAAAUAAAAGAUGAACAAAAGUAAACCUUCUAGACACCAUCUAUCUUUCCAAUCGACACUUAAUACCGAUGUGCAUCGUCGAAACAACCAAUUUAUCCCAACACAAUAGACCCUACCCAAUGCACCAUUGUGAUCACUGACUUGUCUCGACAUUUAUACAUGCAAUCUCUAUAUAUCUAUGAUACUUCGUUACGUUCAGUGCUGGAAACCCAUUUGACAAUUUAUCCUGAAGAGAUCACCUCACAGUCAACACCCGAACAUGAAACCGACACAUCAGUCAAGAAACACUGUGCUAAGCACCUGUUCUUUGUUGGUGACAUACAACAAACUGUCCUCGUAGACAAACUCCAGUCUGAUCUUUAUUCGAUGGAAUAUAGCAUCUACACACUUCCAAAAUAGAUAUAUCCCACCAUCUUUAUCGAUGCUCAAGCCAGUUCGCAUAAAAUUCCGUUAAAUUUAGACUAAGAAACUAAUGAGCAUCAACAUUUAAAUACAUAAAGCAUACUAUCAGGCUGCUGGAUAAGCCAUCAGACACACGAAGACCUCCUUAAACUAAGCAUAUGAAGUGUGUAGUGUAAACCAUUUAUUAAGCACAGGCUUAUAAACUCGACUUUGAGUCGCACUGUUUAUGUGAAAGCUAAUGAUACUAACCGAAUUCCCCAAACCGAGGUAGGUGAGGUGGGGUUAGAGCCCGCAACUUAUCGGUUGAUACAUACUUACAACACUGAAACAACCACGUUCAGCGCAUUGUCAAAACAUUGCAUUGGAAUCACGACGACUAAUACGAUACAAUACAAUACGUUACAUACCCAACGCACAAUAGAAGGCAGACGUGAAAUGCCUUACCGAAGGCGCAAAUUCUUCGGACACUUCAUAAUACGGUUAUCUGUUAUAUAUUUUGGAAAAUGUUUUAUCAAUUACUCCAGUGGCUUACCGUACGCAUCAGGAUAACCAGAAUCUAGACCCGAAGAACGGGGUUAGAACCACCACUUUUCGGCAAUCCUGCUGCAGUCAUGUAACCACCCCCACAGCUCACACACCCACCAGCAUGAACAACCUUGGUUGUCAACGCCAAAUGUCCGCAAGCAAAUUCUGUUCACGCUUUGAGAAUUGGCUAUCUUGGUUACUCUGUAGAGCAACCUUUAGACCUACACCGACUAAUCCCCAUAACACAAUGUGUGAACAGCUACAGCACCACAGCAAAACCUGCUAGUCUCACCAUCAGACAGCCGCUUUGCCGGAAAGAUUUAACUGCACACCAGCACAACUAUGUUUCCAGAUUAACAGCUAAACUCCGAGUUAAAAAUCUGCAAACAGCUAACUGAUCAAAACUGUCUCGCCUGACACUGCGAACAACAGCAAUCUCCCAUGUAUCAGCAUAGCAUACAGGCAAUCCAUAUCGGCAGGAUAUUAGCUGAUAAGAAAAGCAAAAGGCUUAGUUAGAUGAUAGAUUCAUGAUAUAUAUGUAUAAACCAAUAAAAACAAUGAACAAGUUAAAUAAGCGUCAGCAGUCAACGUCGUUCUCUUGAUAACGACCGACUAUAAUGUCGGGGAGAAGAAGGAAGACGAUAUCGAUCGUUCAUUCUACGUGGUGACCGCCUGUCACGACCAGACGAGAAAGAACGAGAACGCCGUCCAUUACGUCGCGGAGUAACCGAUCGUCUGAAAAGUUAAAAGUGAACUCAUUUGCGAGAAUACAGUUACACAAAAAUAGUGAUAAAUGAUGCAUGCAAGUGGACACCAAUAAUUAAAGAGAGAAGUAGAACAAAUAUAACAAGAUAAAUUGAAAUACAGAGAGAAUAAUUAACUAGCUAUACCUACACUUAUUACCAAGUAAAACACAAUAACCAAUGCACACAGUACACUAAACAUAUAAAAACUUCACCGUCGGGAAAUUCUUCAUACAGACUAACAAGCAUCCCCAUAAAAUUGGUUUGCAUAUAAUACGCAAAUACUACAUAAUCGCCACUCAUGGUAGGCUAAAUCCUAAUAGUAUACUUCUCAUCCACAACGCUUUCUAUUUGUCAUCUCAUCUAUAUGGACUGUCCAAAUGUCAGGCAAUCACCUGGUCAAACCCAAACGAACAAUCCCUAAUUAAUCAAAUCAAUUUGUAUGGAAAACAAUUGUAGAAACGGUACUAGAGGCACGUGAAUACCAUUAGCGACCGUCUACUUCAAUAUAGCAUUUUUGGGAGACCAGAACGAUAUCCUGGUACUAUGAAAAUGCACAAAAAUCUAACAUCUGAAUCUGCAACUUUGUAGGAGAGAUUCACAGUAGACAGUAGUUUUGCCAACAAAUCAAUCCUUUCAAUAUAGCAUUCCUAAAACACCCGACUACAGUCAGGCUCUAGCGGAAUGCACAAAAAGAAUCAUGUUUCAAUAUGUAGAAGCAAUUUUAACGGGAUGCGAUGCACACCGCCAGUGAUUGCUACGUUCAUUUUGGCAUCACUGAAGCACUAGGCUUGUUAACCAGCCUUCGUCAGAUGCCAUUCACUAAACAUCUUUAUUAUUUCGUUCUACUACAUAUACGUGUAUACUCCAGUUCCUGUUACAGCACUACACACUGGCCAUUCUUCAUAGUUCCACAUCAAUUCGCCUCCUCACAGGCGUGCAACGGCAACUCUUACGAGAUAUAACGCACUCCCCUCAAGAGCCACCAGAAGAUUCCUGCAAAAUCCAAUAUCACUUCCGUGACGCUUCGUUAAGCAGGCAUAAAUCCAACAGACCAAAACCCAUAAAUGAUUUCAUGCCACAUCCAUUCACGCCACUGAAUAAAAACUUCUCCUGCAUUUUCCCACUUUCCCGUCAACGCCCGCUUACCAUCCUUCUUCUAUUACUACGUAUGUGGUAUUCGCCAACAAAUUCAUUGCUCAAUCAAACUGUCUUGACGUAAAAAAAUAGCAACCUCAUUAAUCGAAGUCUAACAUUUAACAAUUGUACCCUUAAAAAGAAUAACACGUUGCACAAAUCCGAAAGGCAUGAUACCCACUUGAAACACAAAAUGGAUGACAACCAGUUAUCAAUUCAUCAGCUGAGCACAAACAACAUGUCACCACCAAUACUGUGGGGCACCAACUGUUAACUCUGUUUACUACACAAACACAACAAUACAUUAUUUCAUUAUCUCACCAAUUGUAAAAACACCGGCGCAGCUUCUCUAUACAUCAUCAAAACCUAACUAAGUCCCAACCGCGGCCACAACGCAAUUCAACAAUCACUCCUCAACAACGGUCCUCCUCCUACCAAUCGUACAACUCAGUGCAGUGAGAUGUCACUGAACAUGACUCAGAAUAAAAGCCAGUGGUGAUUAUUCGGUAGUCCUAUUUGACGUUCCUCCGAAACUUGAACUGUAUCUCUUAAAGUCCUCAUUCUCGUCGUGACUACAGGACUUCCCCAGCCACUUUGUCUUUUUGAACACCUAUCCUCACUUCGUAUCAUCUGGUGCGUUUCCUAGCACUCAAUUGUACCAAACACGUUACGUGUCACAAAUAAAUAAUACGAGCAACAUACACAUAAUCAAAUCUGCACAGACACCCACUUGGAUGAAAGAAGGUUAAUUCCCAACAAAUGAACGACUAUAUGACUCAGUAAAAACUUACAACCAACUAACAUCACUCUACUACAUUGAACCCGAGUGAAAACUGCACGAUACUUACAAGUGGUUGACACCAUCACUCAAACUAACAGUCGGUAGGACAAACACAUAAUUUUCCCCACUCCCUUCUUCGAUUCACAAUCUCGCGUGUCGAAUUCGCCGACUUAUACACCAACAAAACAAUUCCUGAUCAACGUGAAACACAUGAACGCACAAUGCAAAUUCUUGCGAAAAUCUAACACUUCUCUUGCAGCACAAUCCAAAACAAAAUUUUAAACACAUACAUACCUGCCUUCAUUAACCUAACAGCACUUCGGUUCAUAUACACAAACCGUCUGACAUAUUCAUUAUUCACCUAACCCUAUCGGUGACUACACUAAUGACCACACCUAACUACAACCGACCUGAACACAUCACCAUAUAAUAACACCGGGUUAGAUAGAACCACUCAAUCCUAAACUAAACAAUAUUAGACAUCGUCCACAUCACUUGCGGCUAUCAAACACUAGUUUGUCCAGCAACAUUUGACAGGCAAACGCUCAAUCAGAUCACAUAUAACACCAUAGACACCUCAUUACACUUUAGGCGCAAUACACUUAACAUUGGAGCAGUCAGUCACACCCCACUUACAUGUCAGUGUAACAACUGGCACUCAUAUGCAAGCAACAUUAUCGAAUCACACUCUGCACAAUUUAGGGUGAGUAAAUCCCAUAAACUGAUUGAACUCAGAAGAACAAUCCCCAAUCAAUCAAAUCAAUUUGUAUGGAAAACAAUUGUAGAAACGGUACUAGAAACACGUGAAUACCAUUAGCGACCGUCUACUUCAAUAUAGCAUUUUGGGAGACCAGAACAAUGUCCUGGUACUAUGAAAAUGCAAUACCAAUCUCCAACCAGGUUUACAGAGACUCGUAAUAAACAUAAGUACAUGCUACUGCAAAAACUCUAGGAUGGGAAACGUCAAUGACUAUUGUUUAUUUUAAUCUAGCACUGGCCGAAACUAGAACCAUACACACACUCCACACAACACCCUAUAGGGAACAAACAAUGUAGGAGCUAUUCGGGAAGCAAAAUUGCCUCCACAAAUACCCUCCUUUUAAUGUAGCAUCCUUCUGACACCCGACCAGAGUCAGGCUCUAAUAGAAUGCGAGGUGAAUUCCAACCACAUUUCUAAAUCUAACAAAACUGUUCGCAACCAGUACAUGACUACACAAUCCGGAUACGUGAGUCAAGCUUACACUUACCAAACCAAAGAUAUCACAUAGAACACAAACAAUGGAAACCCUAGUAGCCGAGAAACAAUUUUGCGCAGUCUACUAUUUCAUACUUAGGCGACUGGUGCUGCAACUGCGUAAUAGAAACAUUAACGACAAAUAAAAGAUGAACAAAAGUAAACCUUCUAGACACCAUCUAUCUUUCCAAUCGACACUUAAUACCGAUGUGCAUCGUCGAAACAACCAAUUUAUCCCAACACAAUAGACCCUACCCAAUGCACCAUUGUGAUCACUGACUUGUCUCGACAUUUAUACAUGCAAUCUCUAUAUAUCUAUGAUACUUCGUUACGUUCAGUGCUGGAAACCCAUUUGACAAUUUAUCCUGAAGAGAUCACCUCACAGUCAACACCCGAACAUGAAACCGACACAUCAGUCAAGAAACACUGUGCUAAGCACCUGUUCUUUGUUGGUGACAUACAACAAACUGUCCUCGUAGACAAACUCCAGUCUGAUCUUUAUUCGAUGGAAUAUAGCAUCUACACACUUCCAAAAUAGAUAUAUCCCACCAUCUUUAUCGAUGCUCAAGCCAGUUCGCAUAAAAUUCCGUUAAAUUUAGACUAAGAAACUAAUGAGCAUCAACAUUUAAAUACAUAAAGCAUACUAUCAGGCUGCUGGAUAAGCCAUCAGACACACGAAGACCUCCUUAAACUAAGCAUAUGAAGUGUGUAGUGUAAACCAUUUAUUAAGCACAGGCUUAUAAACUCGACUUUGAGUCGCACUGUUUAUGUGAAAGCUAAUGAUACUAACCGAAUUCCCCAAACCGAGGUAGGUGAGGUGGGGUUAGAGCCCGCAACUUAUCGGUUGAUAUAUACUUACAACACUGAAACAACCACGUUCAGCGCAUUGUCAAAACAUUGCAUUGGAAUCACGACGACUAAUACGAUACAAUACAAUACGUUACAUACCCAACGCACAAUAGAAGGCAGACGUGAAAUGCCUUACCGAAGGCGCAAAUUCUUCGGACACUUCAUAAUACGGUUAUCUGUUAUAUAUUUUGGAAAAUGUUUUAUCAAUUACUCCAGUGGCUUACCGUACGCAUCAGGAUAACCAGAAUCUAGGCCCGAAGAACGGGGUUAGAACCACCACUUUUCGGCAAUCCUGCUGCAGUCAUGUAACCACCCCCACAGCUCACACACCCACCAGCAUGAACAACCUUGGUUGUCAACGCCAAAUGUCCGCAAGCAAAUUCUGUUCACGCUUUGAGAAUUGGCUAUCUUGGUUACUCUGUAGAGCAACCUUUAGACCUACACCGACUAAUCCCCAUAACACAAUGUGUGAACAGCUACAGCACCACAGCAAAACCUGCUAGUCUCACC